Molecule: messenger RNA, 1626 nt
Organism: Talaromyces amestolkiae
Lineage: Eukaryota; Fungi; Ascomycota; Eurotiomycetes; Eurotiales; Trichocomaceae
Exons: 2
Coding region: 1-1626 (541 amino acids)
Source: RefSeq, a predicted model, not a curated record
AUGGCCAUGGUCUCCUAUCCGGACACAGUUGAUCGCACGAACCCUCCUCCUCCACCCGCUUCGGCUUCGUCACGUCUUUCGCAUUCCAGUCGACGACAUCGUCAUGGCCGGUCACACCACGGUGGCUCCUCAUACACACCACAAAAUGAAUUCCCAGUUUUUGCGCAUACCGGGGAUGUCGAAAUAGUCAUCGCAGCCGGUGGUCAGGAGAAGCGGUACCUGCUACAUCGCCUCAUCUUAUCGCAAUGUUCCGGCUUUUUCGAGGCAAGCACGAGCGAAGAAUGGUCGCGUUAUCAGGCCCAGAUGGAGUCGGCGAGCGCUGCCAUCGAUUCCGAUCCGAGUUUGCAGAGCGUUGCCGAAGAUGGCUCCUCUAUCCUUUCACGCCGGGGUAGCGCACAGGGAUCUGCUACGCUACCGAAGCUGAGAUGGAGAUAUGAACUUGACUGGCAGCAUAGAGAGUCGGACGAAGAGCCGAUUCUCGUCCAAAAGCCCCCUUCAUCCGAUCCAGUAUUUGCAAUGCCGCCGUCAUAUUCCAAUCCACCACCGCAACCCAUCACGAAACCAGUCGCACCACGAGCCGGAUUCUUUCGAUCUGUAGCCAAUUUGACUGGGAUGCAGUCUGCUGUGCAUAUUCCCUCCAAUGCAGUGGUACCAGAUACACAAACGCAACCACUCAUACGCGACUACGACAAUCUGUUUCGAACAUUCUACAAUUUCACACCAAUCCUGAAUAGUGUGAAUAUUGCUACCGCCUAUUCGGAAUGCAAGGCUCUACUUGGUCUGGCAGACAUGUAUGAUGCCCUGGGGGUAGUGGGGUCUCGCAUCGAUCAUCAUCUGCUCCGGUUUUCAUCUCGAUUGUUCAAGCAGAUCGCAAAAUAUCCCCCGAGUUACCUCAAGUUGGGUUAUUUGGCCCGCAGCCGUGUCAUAUUCACCGAGGCUCUUGUACACGUGGUUGGACAAUGGCCAGCAGCGCAAGCCCAGCUCAACAAUGGCUCAUUUUCCCCAUUGCCUGAUACUGUUUUGGAUUUGAUUGAAGAUAAAGUUGACGACUUGGAAGAUUUAAAAGCUCGGGUUGACGCAAAGCUAUUUCGUCUUACAUUAACAACGUCUAGAGGCGAGCGCGUUAGUCCAUCAAAUGCGUACAUAGACUGGCUCGCAGUUUCUCUAUUCAGGCAGUGGUUUGUCGAGAACACAACGCCACCUCCAGCCCCUAUAUUGAAGAAUUCGUCAGGUGGGCAAGAAGGUCGUACUGUUUCCGCUCCACGACAUUCAGCCAGCACUGUUAUAUCUUCAGGUCGUGUCUAUAGGCUUAUUGGCUCAUCGUCGCCUGAGGCUUAUCUACCACAUGAUGAACUAAAGCGUUUUUUGAAGCUAAGAGCGUCAUCUGCAUCCGAAUCACUCUAUAACCGCGACAAUUUCAAACGAUUUGAGCGAAAGAUGGACGAAAUCAAGCGUUUGGCGCGAGAGGUAGUCAAACCGUUAAUGAGAAACUUCCUUGAGCUGGACCUCAAAGGUAGUGAUCACAAUGGAGGCUCGGGGGGAAGUGGAGUCGGGGAUGGCGGUAUUGGAGGCCUACCAUACUUGACUUGCACUCGAAUUGAGGAAGCAGAUCUCCCGUGGAGAUAA